GCCACUGUCAAACGAGACCUCACUGUGUUCACACGGCCGGCCAUAACACAUAAAAAUCAUCUGUUCCGUGCCGAAAUAUAGGAAAUAAUCGUGUAAACGAGGAUAAUGACGCGAGUAGGUGGGGCCGUGCCGAAGACGCCCCUCUAGCUUUUUUUUUCUCGACGUCUGGGCGGCGCGAAGAGAACGCCUCACGUCCCACGCGCCUAACGCACCGACAUGCGCGACUGAUCACGCUCGCUAUACAAACCGACGGCAACGCGCCGACGGUACACCGACUAAAACGUAAACAAACAAUCAAAUGCGAAUAAAAAACACGCGACAAACCUACACCAAAUACAAGAAACGGCGCGAAAACCGCUAGUUGAACUCAGAAAAAAAACACGAUCGCCAUUUAAAUUGGUCUAAAAAGAACGUUCUAAAUUCAAGUUUGGCGCGAACAAUAACAUUUGGACUGGCCCCCAAAAUUGUUUUGACGUUCAGUGACAGAAACCAGUGCGUUGUGUCAAUUUUCGCGGUAAAAGUGACAAGUUGAAACGAUGAGCCCGCGAAAAGAGGACCUAGUGUUGCCAACAUGAAAGAGCUGCGUGUUUUAAUUGGAAAUAACAGAAUGCAAAGGACAGUUCAUGCGGCAAUACUUUUCUUAUUAAUAUUUUUGUUGAAUAUUGCGAGUUCCCGAGACAACAUGCUGCCUUACCACGUAAAACUCAGUUCAUCUCUAACCUGUCGCCUCGUGGGAGGUCUCACCAGGGAACAGAGAUCAGUCUGCCACGAGUCACCAGAUACCGUGGCCAUAGCCUUCGAAGGUCUGCAGCUGGCCGUCAAGGAGUGCCAGCAUCAGUUCCGCUGGCAUAGAUGGAACUGUUCCAGUCUACUUGUGAAGAGUAGCAACCCUCAUGCCAGUUCUAUUAUGAAAAGAGGUUUCCGCGAAUCAUCAUUCCUGUACGCCCUCACGGCAGCAGGGGUUGCGCACUCCGUGGCCCGCGCAUGCGCGCAAGGCCGUCUCCUCUCCUGUGGCUGCGACCCCCUGGGGUACCGGGCCUCGCAUGACCCCCGAGGAAGGGCGAAGGUCAACAAGUGGGAGUGGAGCGGCUGUUCACAUAACCUGGCUUACGGGAUCGAGUUCUCAAAGAAGUUUCUUGAUGUAAGGGAGCAAGUGGAUGAUUUGCAGUCGAAGAUUAAUGUGCAUAACAAUAAUGCUGGGAGAUCGAUCCUGUCGUCCCACAUGGAAGUAAGGUGCAAAUGCCAUGGGUUAUCAGGCAGCUGUCAACUGAGGACCUGCUGGAGAGCCACGCCGGACUUCAGAGCUGUGGCGUCUACCAUCAAACGACAGUAUAGAAAGGCUCUAUUGGUUGCUCAAGAGGAGCUGAAUAACAGCCCCUCUGUUCUGAGAGGCCGACCCAGAGGCAGGAGGCGAGGGAAAGCGCGACCAGCUCCGAGGAGUAGCCUACUGUUCUUCGAGAGAUCGCCAAGUUUCUGCGAGAUAGACCCUCGAACAGACUCCGCCGGCACAUCAGGCCGUGUCUGUCGCAUCGGUCGGACGACACGGACGGGUUCAUGCGACCUCCUCUGCUGCGGUCGAGGCCACGCCCUCAUCAGGAAGUCCAGCAUUAAGCCUUGCAACUGCACCUUCCAUUGGUGCUGUCGGGUCGACUGCGAGAGAUGCCGUGAUGAUAAGUGGGUCGCCAUUUGUAAGUAAUUUUGGGAACCUUAGUAAUGCGGUAGUGUAAGUUAGGUUCAGCGGCGACAGUCUUUCUACCAUUAUAAACUAUAGUAGAAGCAUGUAGAGAAGCCUACUCAGUUGAUAUUUUAGGUUUUGUGCUGCAGAUAGCAUCGUUACAGAAAUAUGUAGCUAUCAAAUCCAUGACACAAUAAUAUGAUCCACAACUAAUAUGGUCU
Molecule: messenger RNA, 1896 nt
Organism: Helicoverpa armigera (cotton bollworm)
Lineage: Eukaryota; Metazoa; Arthropoda; Insecta; Lepidoptera; Noctuidae
Gene: Wnt10
Product: protein Wnt-10a
Exons: 6
Coding region: 572-1696 (374 amino acids)
Biological process (GO): canonical Wnt signaling pathway; neuron differentiation; multicellular organism development
Cellular component (GO): extracellular region
Molecular function (GO): frizzled binding; cytokine activity
Source: RefSeq, a predicted model, not a curated record